Molecule: messenger RNA, 2559 nt
Organism: Exophiala mesophila
Lineage: Eukaryota; Fungi; Ascomycota; Eurotiomycetes; Chaetothyriales; Herpotrichiellaceae
Exons: 3
Coding region: 1-2559 (852 amino acids)
Molecular function (GO): protein binding
Source: RefSeq, a predicted model, not a curated record
AUGACCGACCCCCUUUCCAUCGCAAGCGGGAUCGCAGGCUUGGUCUCCUUGGCUGGGUUUGCAAUUGGUCAAUGCUACCGUUAUGGAUGUGGAGUCUCCAAUGCUCCAGAAGAAUCAAAACGCCUGGUAUCUGAGGUAACUGGCUUGAGCGGGGUCCUGGUUGGUGUACAGGGUAUCGUCAAGUCAAACCCCUCCCUAGGUCCAGAUCUCGAACAUGUUCUAGACGAUUGCAGAUCAAUCUUACAGAGAUUGACUAUCCAGCUACAAAAGCACGAUCCAUUAAAGUCAAAGUCUUCGACAUCCCGCAUUGUCAAUCGGAUGCUAUGGCCGUUGCGAAAAGGUGAGACCGAGGAUUUGAUAGUGGCUCUGCAGCGGCAGAAGAGUUCGUUGUCCUUGACACUCGACACUUUAUCCACCAAUCUUUUACUUGACCAGACUUCUGUCCUAGACGAUUUGGCCGACUCCAUCGCUGACCUGUCCACUCAAGUCAAGUCUCAUCAUGAUAUUCAACAACGAACUGCAGUCUUGGAUUGGCUGUCUGAGUACCAGCACGAGGCUCAAUUCCAACGAGCAUGCCAACUGCAUUGCGACAACACCUGUAGCUGGCUGCUUCACCAUCCAGGGUUUGUCGCCUGGCUUCAGACUAGGUCCUCACUGUUGUGGAUGCAUGGCCAAGCUGGAUCAGGUAAAACAAUUCUGUCCAGUUAUGUCAUCAACUACUUGAAAGGACAACAGACAGCCUCUUCUUUUCUGCUUGCUUAUUUCUAUUAUGAUGCCAGCACGAUCGAAAGUCUGUCUCCCGAGACCUUUUUUGGUGCGAUUCUCAAGCAACUAUGCUCUCUGUUGCCUCAACUACCUCAGAGCAUCAUAGCAGCAUAUGAACGAGCUUCAAGAAGAUCUGGUACACCCAAGCAACCGUCUCUGUCGGAUCUAAGGCGUUCGCUCGAGAAUGUGCUAGAAAUGCAAAUGCCAUGCAUUAUUGUCAUCGACGGACUGGACGAAUCCCCCAACUAUCGGGCGGUUUGUGAUUUUCUCACCUCUAUCGUGGAGUCAGGCAAUUAUGCACUCAAAGUCUUCAUUUCGAGCCGCCCUGAAGUGGACCUACGUCGCCGAUUCGCAAAGUUUCAAGAGAUCCCAGUACCAGAAGACGCUAUUCAGGAUGAUAUUGGAAGAUACAUUGCGUACAGAAUCGAACACGAUGUGCGGUUAAGGCGCAUGAGUCAGAAUAUGAAGGACUACGUGGAGCAUAAACUUCGUCUUGAUUGUCAUGGAAUGUUCCGCUGGGUUCAGUGCCAGCUGGAUGCUAUCUCUCGCUUAAGAACUGAUGCAGCUCUCAAGCGGGCCUUGAGCUCUCUUCCCCAGAGUUUGGAAGGUUCUUACAGCCAAAUUUUGCAAAAUAUCGACUCCGAAGAUGUUACCUUCGCCAGGCGGACCCUGCUCUGGCUAGCUCAUGCAGCAACACCACUCACGCUCCCUCAGCUCUCACAAGCGGUUAUUUUGGAACCUAACUUUGUCCGCAUAGAUCCCGACAUAGAGCUUAACGACCCAAAUGAUGUCCUAGAGAUUUGUGGCUCUCUUGUUUCAUAUAACACAAUAUCUCGGACCGCUCGAAUCGCACACCACUCAGUCCGCGAAUAUCUUACCGAGAGACUCACUGAAGCAUCCGAGUUCUAUAUUCCAGCCCAAACUUCACAUCGUACUAUAGCAGAAGCCUGCCUGAACUAUCUGUUAUUGUGGGACUUCCGACGUGGCCCUCGCUCCGAAAAGGAGCUUAGGUCAGCGCUUCACAGCUAUCCAUUACUUCAGUAUGCCGCUCAGAACUGGCCAUUUCAUGUUCAGUUAUCUGAAGCAGAGGCCGAACUUCAACCACUGAUCCUCCGCCUAAUGACACCCGAGCCAACCCCAAACUUCUUCUUUUGGCUUCAAGUGGUGCUUUUUGACUCACGUCACGGAUACCUACCACCCUCUAGCGAGCUCCUGCGCGCCCGGCCUUUAUACUACGCAACCUCAUAUGGCCUCACAGAAACUGUACGUAGCCUCAUCAGCGCCGGGGCCCCUUUGGACGAAAGAGCUGGACGUUAUGGUGGUACUGCCAUUCAUGCUGCUGUGUGGAGGAAAAGACCAGAGAUAUUACGAAUUCUUCUCGAUGCAGGAGCCAACGCAAUGAUAAAGGACGACAAUGAGCAAACUGCACCAGAGCUAUCACUUUGGAAUGGCCAAUUGGCAAUGUUCAGCAUGUUCAAGGAAUCAGUUGCCAAACUUAUGCGAUCUCUUUUGCAAGAGCGUGCGAAUUUGCUGCCUAUGAGUGACGAAGAAAAGCUGCUCCUACGGGAUUUCGAUGUUAUGCAACCUCACAAAGCCAACGUGGGGGAAGAUGAACCUUGGUGGGUUACUGCUAAGGUGUAUAAAAAACAACCCGAGGAUACGAACGUAGAGCUGAAAGAGGUAGAUGGCGGAUCGGACUCACAAGAUGACCUGAUUACGAGAGUCAAACCAACACAGGCGGACUCUGAAAAGGUGAGAUCUGUUGCUGCUGGUCAACAGGUUGAACUUGGUUGA